UGUUUGCCAUGGACAGUUCUAAAUAGUUAAGGAUCCACUGUCUGCAGUAUGACGUCAUUCCUAGGAAACACUUGUUUCUUUGUUUUUGGCGUUUUGGAGAGGGAAUAUCCCGCUGCUGUGAUCAGAUGUCCCAGAUACGUUAUUUUUGUCUGGACAAGUUGAAGUUUAGUGCUGACUUUGUGACCAUUGUUAGCCAGAAAGGUCAAAAGUGCAACUGUGUCUUGUUUUGCAUGCUUCUUCUGAGGGCCUAGCCACCAUGAGGUCAUCCACAUGUCGUCAUCUAACCUGAUAGGAAGUUAGUUUUGUAAAUUUAGGCUCAGCUGCAGAUGAAAGUUUGACAUGAGUAUCCUUGUGGACAUCUUGCUCAGGUGUAGCUACGCCCCUGGAAGGUGAAUGCCAACCAACAUUCACACUCAGGAUGGACGGGCAUGGAGAAAAAUGCAUUCGCCAAAUCAACUACUGGACAAAAUGGCAAGGUGAUCAUGCACGACCCCUUCGCCAUGCGGCCGUUCUUCGGUUACAACUUCGGCGACUACCUCGCUCACUGGCUGAGCAUGCAGACCCGGAAGGCCCCCACUCACCUGCCCAAGAUCUUCCACGUAAACUGGUUCAGGAAGAACCCGGCGAACGGCGCCUUCCUGUGGCCCGGGUUCGGCGAGAACGUGCGCGCCCUGGAGUGGAUCUUCAAGCGCUGCGGCCGGGAGAGGGAGGAGGAGGCGGCCAAGAGGAGCAUCAUCGGCUGGCUGCCAGAGGAUGGCGCCAUCGUCACCAAAGGUCUGGGCAGCGAUGUGGAUAUGGGGGCCCUGUUCGACGUGCCCAGGUCUUUCUGGCAGAAGGAGACGAAGGAGUUGAGAGCCUACUUCUCCCAGCAAGUUGGAGCCGAUCUACCUGCUCAGGUGGAGGCGGAGCUACACACACACACACACACACACACACACACAGCUUAGAUCCCUAAUCACACUUAUUGGUUUUAUUCAUGUAAACAUGAACCCUGAGUCCUGAGGAACAGGUUGGGAUUUGGCUUAGAAACAUCUGACCCCUAUUUGGUUUUUACAAAAAGUUUGUGAACUGAAAUGCAGGUUUUAGAGAGUUCUAGUACUCGCUGCUCAUCAAAGAUGGUUUGUGUCAGUAUUUUAAUUGUUUGAAUUUCAAUGAUCUGAUAAAUGAAAAGCUCCAUUUAAAUAAAAUAAAAACAAUAGCCAGGCCAGUAAUCGUUCACUUUGUGUGUGUAAAAUAAUCACAACCAGUGAUUCAUCUUUCUCUUUUAUGAAGGGAAAUCUGUCGGAAUAGAAAUGUCAGAGAUAAAAAGUCUACAAUGCAGCAACUUUGGACGUGACUUUCCACUAAUGGAUGCCGGUGGGAGGAGGGAGGUUUGUCCCAACAUGAAGGUCAGAUUUCUCAGACGUUGAACAUAAAGAAGCUAAUGUCACUAAAACACAAUCAACACAACCUUGUUGUGCCUUUUGAGACGUUAAACAACUCAACUGUUGGGCUGCUAAUGUUUUCAUGCUGAAACCCAAAGAUGAUCUUUUGAGAAAAGUCACACAGUUUUAACUUUUUUUAAAGUGUAUUUUAGCACCAGAUCUUUUAUUAUACAAUUGACUGAGUUUCAGGAAAUGCCCUUUCUAUUUCUCGUUAAGCUUUGCAUUCAAAUAAAUUAAUAAAAAGAC
Messenger RNA from Gasterosteus aculeatus aculeatus (three-spined stickleback), 1670 nucleotides. The record is from RefSeq and is a predicted model, not a curated record. Lineage: Eukaryota; Metazoa; Chordata; Actinopteri; Perciformes; Gasterosteidae.